CGCAGGAGGAGAGAGGGCUUUUGUGCUCAGAUCCUGCUUGUGGGUUUCGCAUAGGCAUCUGGUCGGCCACGGUGAGAACAGGAUGCUGGACUGGACAGGCCACUGGCCUCAUCCAGCAGACUCUUCUUAGGGUCAUAUGCUUUGGCUUUAUGGCUGCAUAGAUACGUGGGAAUAACAACCUCGAGUGCAACUUUCCAAAACUUCAUCCUGACUCUUGAAAGCAUCUGACGUAAACAAUGGAAAGUUACUGCCAGACAAUGGGUCUGUUGUGAUGGCUGUGGGGAAUGCGUGGUUUUGCAGGAGAGUCUGGGAUCCCGGGCAAUGUUGUUGCUCCGCCUGCACAGAGCUUCCCCUUUUAUUUCUGUGCCUCAGUUUCUCUCAGUGUGUAAAGAAGUAUGUUUGUCAGGCAGAGAAUUCUCCGUCAGGGGUGCUUCAUUGCAGAGGUAAUACUUGUCAUUGAAAUCCAAGUCAGUGCUGGAUUUGGCAUCAGACCUCAAGCCCCUUGCAGAGUGCUGACACCAGCAAAUUAUCUGGAGGUCAGCCAGUGUUACACAAAGUAGGUAAAAUGCCACCCAAUAGCCAUAGCUUGCCUUGCGAUACCAUGCGUUCCAUCUUGUCCUUUUGUACUUCAGUGGCUGUCGCUCCUUUCCUUUUAUUUUCAAUGUUGAUAUUUUAUUGAAAAGUUUCAAUGACAAAAGAAAUAAAAGUGAAGUGCGUUGGUUGCUGUGCAUGCAAAUAGGUCUGAGAGGUUGGUGAAUGAAUGCCUUUGGGUGCAAGACGGUUUGGACUGGGUGGUCUCUUGAGUACCCCUUCUCUAAUAAAGGCGCAAUGUCACAGUUCUGCAAGUCUAGACACCUUGGCAGGAUUGGAGUUCAGCUCCCAGCAGAUUACACAACCAGAUUGCACCAAGAGAGCUCCCUUCUUUCUCUUCCCCGCUACUGGGAUGUGGGUAGUUUCAUGUGUUGGAUGGGAAAGAGGGGGCCACUGAGAAAAGCUAUGCCACUUGCGGGCAUUACUUCAGGGAAGAGGCACUGCGUGGUCUCGGUUGGCUCACUUUGGCAGCAACUCUGUGCAGGGCAACCAACUUUCCUUCUAAACUUCACCAUCUGGACUCAGAGAAGUCACUUCAUCUCGCUAUUGGGCGUGUGAAAAAAAAGGGGUUUAAAUGUGGGGCUCUUCCAACAUCCUUCCCCUGCCCUGACUCAAAGACAGACUGACAGCUCACAGAUAGCACUGAGUACAGUAUUUCUGUCUGGCUGAGAUGAGAGUCAUAGUUCCAUCCGGAAAAGUUUCCAUCCGGAAAAGUUCAUCUGCUGCUACACGCCCCCAAUGCCUGCUCUGAGCAUGUGUGUGCCUUAAAUUGCUGGGCCUGCAUAGCUGGGUUGCUAUGACGCUUGAGCGCCCUGCAGGACCAGGCAGAGCCACCCGUCACACUUCCCCUUGGCUUCCCCACCCGGCACAGAAAGUUGCCUGCAGCCUUGGCCGUCGUACCUCCCUGGAGGGAGCCCUCUUCUGUGCAGCCUUGCCUGGGCGUCUGUUCCACCUCCCCUGCUUGAUGUCAGAGUGAUUCAGGUGCCAGCGGGGAAGGCAAAAGCAGCAGCGGCAGCUUUGCCUGGAGUGACAGCUUUGAGGCAGACCCUGGAUUUUAAAGACGAGAGCCAGAGCCGCAGUGUGGAGGGUCGCCUGUGCUCUUCCACACUUCCAUGUCCAGCCAGAAGAACCUUUCCAAACUUUUCCUCUCUCCUGGAGAAGAAGCACUUGUGGUUCCGCUUGGGGCAGAAGGCACGCCAAACUCAGCCGCUCCUCUCCUUGUUUUAUUCCACCGGGUCCAUCUACGCUUUGGAGGAACGCUGCCUUGCUAUCUGAGCAGGCGGAGGAAGGGGUUGAGAGGAGCAGACCCCUCCGAGUCUCACCGUUCUCCACAACUGGAUCUCCUACCGAAGGAAGCCUGUGGGGGGAGAGAGGCGAGGGGUGCCUCCUUGCAGCAUGCGGAAUUCCUACACGGUCACCCUCCCCGAAGAGCCCCCCACCUCGCCUUUCUCUGGCAUGCCAAAGGAGCUGCGGACCAAGACUCCCAUGCCAGGAUCCCUGCUGGUCUCUGCCUUUGUGGGUCUGGUGCUCAAUAAAACCAAGAAUUCCAAAACCGUGCAGGGCCUGACCGGCCUCCGGAACCUCGGCAACACUUGUUUUAUGAACUCAAUCCUGCAGUGUCUGAGCAACACCAAAGAGCUCCGAGAUUACUGUUUGCAGAACCAGUACGUCCACGACCUGAACAACAAAAGCCGCAUGCAGAUGGCCCUCAUGGCUGAGUUUGCCAAGCUCAUCCAGGCAUUAUGGACAUCAUCCCCCAAUGAAUCCGUGAGUCCUUCUGAAUUCAAGACACAGAUUCAAAGAUACGCGCCCCGCUUUGUUGGUUACAACCAGCAAGACGCACAGGAGUUCCUGCGGUUUCUCCUUGAUGGGCUCCACAGUGAGGUGAACCGAGUGCUGGUGAGGCCCAAAGGCAACCAAGACAGCCUAGACCAUCUCACAGAUGAUGAAAAGGGCAGGCAGAUGUGGAUGAAAUACCUGGCAAGAGAAGACAGCCGGAUUGGGGAUCUCUUCGUUGGGCAACUCAAGAGUUCUCUGACGUGCAGUGAGUGUGGCUACUGCUCAACAGCCUUUGAUCCCUUCUGGGACCUUUCACUACCCAUUGCUAAGAAGAACUACGGGGAGGUGAACUUGAUUGACUGCAUGUAUCUCUUCACCAAGGAGGACAUCCUAGACGGAGAUGAGAAACCAACCUGCUGCCGCUGCAAAGCCAGAACAAAAUGCAUGAAAAAAUUCAGCAUCCAGAGGUUCCCAAAGAUUUUAGUGUUGCACCUGAAGCGUUUCUCUGAAGCAAGGAUGCGAUCCAGCAAGCUCACCACGUUCGUUAAUUUCCCACUCAAGGACUUGGACCUGAGGGAAUUUGCAUCCCAAAACUGCAAUCAUGCUAUUUACAACCUGUACGCCGUCUCCAAUCACAGCGGGACCACAAUGGGAGGUCACUACACAGCAUACUGCAAAAACCCUGUGUCCGGAGAGUGGCAUGCCUUCAAUGACUCACGCGUGACACCGCUCUCCUCAAGCCACGUCCGGAGCAGCGACGCCUACCUGCUUUUCUACGAGCUGGCCAGCCCGUCUUCGCGCAUGUAGCUUCCACAUGCCCUCCCCUCCACCACAAACCAUUGAGGAAAAAAGGAAGAGAGCCAAGCAUCAGCUCUCUGAUGAAAAAAAAAAAGGAAAAGAAAAAAAGGAGGGAGGGACAGAACCCAGGACAAUGGUGAC
This is a messenger RNA of Zootoca vivipara (common lizard), 3309 nucleotides long. RefSeq names its product ubiquitin specific peptidase 2 (gene USP2). Gene Ontology annotation, molecular function: cysteine-type deubiquitinase activity. Gene Ontology annotation, biological process: protein deubiquitination. NCBI's taxonomy places the organism in Eukaryota, Metazoa, Chordata, Lepidosauria, Squamata, Lacertidae. The record is from RefSeq and is a predicted model, not a curated record.